AAGUGUCCCUUGUACAGUCUAAACCUCCAUUUUCCUCACUUUUCCCCUUAUUUUCCCUUAAUUCCGUGUCGAAAAAUGAAAAUUUUAUAUCGAUUUUCAGUAAUUUUCGCUAUUUUUCUUGGAAUUUCAGAUUUUUUCAAGGUUUCUCAUGCUGAAAACGUAUUUUGCACAUAUUAUCGCGAGGAGAACGAGAUAACCUGCGGCACAGUAACCUGUUCGACACAUGUUCCACCGAAUGCUGACCUGGAAAAAGAUGGUCUUGACGUGAAGUUGCCGCCGGGUUGGUACAGAAUAGGUACAAUGACGAUUCGGCACGAUAAGGGUUGGCUGAAUUUGUACAGGCGCCGGGCGAUUGGGCAUGGGUACUGGGAUUUUUACACGAAUAUUCCCGAGAGGAAUUGUGCGGGAACUUUCGGGCUUCACGCCGGCGACAAUAUAUCUGGCUCAGUGGCGGUAAAGAGCAAGGAGUGCUUCGAUAAGUUGAUUUAUCAGAUCGAAAAAAAGUCAACAAUCGAAAAAAUCGACGUCUAUCAGUGUCGAAAAUGCAUAUUCCAUAGCUGCUGGCUGGGUAGUCGUCUGUUGCCGAGAGCCCGUGACUAUUAUACUAAUUUGAGAAGCUUGUAAUACAAUGAACUAUUAAAAAAUAAAUUUUUAUUGAUUU
This is a messenger RNA of Caenorhabditis elegans, 661 nucleotides long. RefSeq names its product DUF5675 domain-containing protein (gene Y22D7AL.6). The transcript is spliced from 5 exons. The record is from RefSeq and is marked reviewed. The coding region runs from base 76 to 624 and encodes 182 amino acids. Lineage: Eukaryota; Metazoa; Nematoda; Chromadorea; Rhabditida; Rhabditidae.